Mesorhabditis belari is the source of this 354-nucleotide messenger RNA. NCBI's taxonomy places the organism in Eukaryota, Metazoa, Nematoda, Chromadorea, Rhabditida, Rhabditidae. The record is from the annotation of a GenBank genome assembly.
AUGGAACCAAAUUCACCACCGCCGAGCUACGAAGAAUGUAUGAAUUCUCGUCCACACACUCCACAAAGCAGCUACUAUGGAAGCGGUGGGCAUCAAGUGAUUCCGACCUUUCCACAGAAUCCAAAUGAUAGUUGUCACAGUUCAAGAGCUGCCACACCAACUCCUCGAAUUUAUAAUCAUGGAGAGCACAUUGUGCCGAUUAUGUGCCCACCACCGCCCGGUGUACAAAAUGGUCUUCCAUUGCAGACUCGACAAGAAGAUUCAACAUCUAGCUGCACAAGUCUUCUCGUUGUGAUCAUCGGAAUUAUUAUGGUCUGCUAUGCGAUAAUCUACAUCACGACAAAGAAAAAGAGA